ACGUCUGCUCAAUCCAGUCUCCAGACUGUGUGGUUCAGUAGAAGUAGGGUAAGAUACACGUGUGUCUUGUGAGUGUUUUAUAAUGAUGAAAUUAUUUUAAAUAUAAAUUAUAGAAAAACAUUAUUAUAAUCGUGACUCAUAAAUAUAGGCUCCAAUAAGAUAAUUUUCAGAAGAAGUUGUGAUAAAAAAGUAUAAAAACACAUUUUAAAAAGGCAGACAGAAUGGAAGCUGUCAAGCAAAGAAUAUUAGGUGAAGCAUCCAAGAAUGGAGACAUGACUCCAUGUAUCUCUGGUCAGUCGCAAGCAAAAAGGUGUUCAUCCCAUCUGAAAGAGGAGAGAGAAAGUAUUGUUUUAUGGAGGAGACCUAUAGUAACUCUUCAAUAUUUUAUUUCAGAAUUAUUUAUUUCCCUUCAAAACUAUGCACUGAAAUUAUUGUUACAUAAAAGAAUAGUCUUUACAGUUCUUCUAGUCAUAAUGUUUGGAGUUUUAUCAUACCAUUUGAAAGGACCACACCAGAAAUAUGUUGAAGCUCUGGAGAAGAAGCUGCUAUGGUGUGCCUACUGGGUAGGAUUAGGAGUCUUGUCUUCAGUUGGAUUAGGAACUGGAUUGCACACAUUUCUGUUAUAUCUGGGGCCACAUAUAGCAGCAGUGACACUGGCAGCAUACGAGUGUGAGAGUCUGAACUUUCCAGAACCUCCAUAUCCCGAUGAAAUUAUCUGUCCAGAUCAUAACAAAGGGACCAAUUCUGUAAUAACAAUCUUCAGCAUAAUGAGCAAAGUUCGACUGGAGGCUUUCAUGUGGGGGGCUGGCACAGCAUUAGGAGAGCUACCUCCAUAUUUUAUGGCAAAAGCAGCACGACUGUCAGGAGUGGAAACAGAUGAUGAAAAUUUAGAGGAGUUUGAAGAACUCCAACAUAAAAAGGAUCACCCUGAUGAAAUGUCUGCUUUAGAUAAAGUUAAACUGGCAGUUGAGAAGUUAGUGAAGAAAGUUGGAUUUUUGGGCAUUAUUGCUUGUGCAUCAAUCCCCAAUCCCUUAUUUGACUUGGCAGGUAUAACCUGUGGACAUUUUUUGGUGCCAUUUUGGACAUUUUUUGGUGCUACUUUGAUUGGAAAAGCUAUCAUCAAAAUGCAUAUUCAGAAACUUUUUGUCAUCAUUGCAUUUAAUGAACAUCAGGUGGAGAACGUAGUCAGUAAACUGAAGUACAUCCCCUAUACUGGAAAAUAUCUCCAAGCACCAUUUAAAGAGUUGUUAGUGAAGCAAAAAGCCAAACUCCACCGUAAAGUAGGAACUCCUGUGCAGCAGGAAAGUAGUUGGUUGUCCUGGAUGUUUGAAAAGUUUGUAAUCCUGAUGAUCAUCUACUUUGUCUUGUCGAUUGUUAACUCUAUGGCUCAGAGCAAUCACAAGCGUCAGUGUAAAAAACAGGCUCGAACAUCCCAGAAAGUGGCUCUUGACUAGGGAGGAGUUGCACUCUAUAUCAUUUAGUUCUUUCAUAUAGAGAAUUAAGAAGUGAACAUUUUUUUGAAAACAGUACCAUCUGUUGAAUCAAAGAAACAAUUAAUCUGUUAGCUGAUUGAUACAGAUGAUAAACUGGAGAAAAAAGUUGGACACCAUUAGAAACUAGCUGAGAAAUGGUUGAAGUAAGAAAUAUUAAUGUGAUGCAGUAAAACUCAUCUUAAAGAGAUCAAUGAAUAAUUGAGGAUGCAAACAUAACAUGUAUAUGUGGAAACAUGGAAGUUUUGUAACAGGAAAAAAAAAAGGUUAGAACUCAAUAAUUUAAUAGUUUAAAUUACAUUAUCAGUUGUUUUUUUUGACCCAAUUGUGUAUUUCAGUCUUUGUUAAUGAGAAUUACUGAUAUGUAACCUAAGUUAACAAACUGGUGAAAAAGGCUGUUGUCAACUUCAUGUGGCUGAUUUUUAUUUUGUAACGAAGGACGUAAGUUGUAUCAUAUUAAACAUUUCAGUUUUGUUCUUAUUCAGUUUUAUUUAUGUUUUUGAAAACAGAAUACAGAUAAAAUUAAAUUAGAAAGAAGUGAUAUGAUGUAUAGCUAUAGUUUUCUUCCAAGAUAUUGAUGAAAACAAAAUUUUGUUUUCAUCCAAAAAAAUUUCCGAUCUCCUAGUUUGUUGUGUUUAAAUCCUGAGAAGGAAAAAGUUAACUUGUAUUUACUCUAUUUGACACACUUUCAGUGUCAAUGGACAUUCUUUUUUUUUUCACCCGUGUAGAUAAAAAAAAA
Limulus polyphemus (Atlantic horseshoe crab) is the source of this 2229-nucleotide messenger RNA. RefSeq names its product vacuole membrane protein 1-like (gene Tango5). Gene Ontology annotation, cellular component: membrane; endoplasmic reticulum; endomembrane system. The record is from RefSeq and is a predicted model, not a curated record. Gene Ontology annotation, biological process: Golgi organization; autophagy. The transcript is spliced from 12 exons. Bases 222 to 1454 code for a protein of 410 amino acids. NCBI's taxonomy places the organism in Eukaryota, Metazoa, Arthropoda, Merostomata, Xiphosura, Limulidae.